AUGCUCAUUUUACAGGGAUUUGCGGAUGCCUCCGAGAAGGCAUUUGGGGCAGUGAUAUAUCUUCAAAGCAUUACAAGCCCUGGUGAAUAUUGUAGUAAACUUCUUUGUAGCAAAUCUCGUGUAGCACCAAUCAAGACUAUGACUAUUCCUAGAUUAGAACUAUCAGCAUGUCUACUCCUGUCCAAACUUAUGCAAAAGGUUUUAGAAGCUUUGAAACUCAAAAUUGAUGACGUUAAGCUCUGGUCAGAUUCAAGCAUUGCUUUAGCCUGGAUCAUCAAUACAUCACCGCAUCUUUUGAAAACCUUUGUGAGUAAUAGAGUCUCACAAAUUCAACAACUUACUUCUAACUAUCAGUGGGGACAUGUGUCUUCAGAAAUGAACCCAGCCGACAUCAUUUUCCAGAGGAUCAGAUGCUACGACUCUUGGAUCUAA
This is a messenger RNA of Stegodyphus dumicola, 432 nucleotides long. RefSeq lists its product as uncharacterized. The record is from RefSeq and is a predicted model, not a curated record. Lineage: Eukaryota; Metazoa; Arthropoda; Arachnida; Araneae; Eresidae.